Babesia ovata is the source of this 762-nucleotide messenger RNA. RefSeq lists its product as uncharacterized. The transcript has a single exon. Lineage: Eukaryota; Apicomplexa; Aconoidasida; Piroplasmida; Babesiidae. The record is from RefSeq and is a predicted model, not a curated record. Bases 1 to 762 code for a protein of 253 amino acids.
AUGGCCUACACUUCGUUGACAGAGGCUCCUCGCAACCUCAAGGAGUGCUUUGAUUGGCUGGUGGCCUUGAAGGGAACGGAUCCUUCAACAAAUUUGAAGGCCAUGGGCGCCGCAGUUUACAAAUUUCUCGCAAACAAGCCUGUAGGGUACACUAAGGUGCCAGCUCUCGAGGAUGUUAAACUUAUCACUAAGCAGUUCCUGGAGCAAAAGGAGAUUAGAGAUAACUCAUUCGUAAAAAAACUGUUGGGUAGGUUCAAAGAGCGUUUGAAGAAGGAUUCCUUCUACUUCCGUAGAUUCCUGUAUAACACCAACGAAGCUGAUUUAAAAAACAUGAUGCAGUACAGAUGGGCCGACGCUAAUGACAUCGCGAGGGUCAUACUUAAGGUUGUAGAUGCUUGUGAGACGUUCGUGGAAACUAUCAAGAACCCUGACUCUUAUAGCCCUGCAUACAGCUCGGAAGCUACGUGGGAGGCGUCGUGCACGGAAGAUCCGGAAGCUUGCGCAGUGGUCUUCGUGGGGAUUGCGCCUAUGUUGUACGCGGGUCUACACGCUUUGCAGGCCUCUACGAAAGUUGCCAUUCGAAACGGACCAACGUCUGACGCAGCGAAGGACUUGAAAGAUGUAUUGAAAGCAGUGGGUUACGAGGAGCCGGAGUGUCGUGCCACCUUAGGCAGUUCAGAUAUAUCCUGGGCUCUGACAGAUGUGGAUCGGGAAUUAUUUACCAUGCUCUACGACCUCGCUGGUUUCUGGGCUUUCUAUUGA